AUGACUGUACAAGAAAAUGAUACAAAACCACCAACACAAUGCUCAAUUUCUUCGCCAUUUUAUAGUCAUCAAGUCAAUACUAAAGGGGAUCUUGUCGAACGAGAAUGUGCUAAAGAUGGCUUUCUGUCCAUAAACAGUCCAAAAUCAUCUACUGAAGUACCUGAAGUUGAUCCAAAUUUGAACAAUAGUAAUAAUAAUAAUGGUAAUAAUGUCCAGUGUUUAAGUAUGUCACCGGCAUUAAUAAAUCCAUUGUAUGAGAAGAAGGCGAACAAGAAGACGAAGAAUCCUUCAGUUUCUGCUAUCCGAUCCAGUGAACGAACCAACACAUUUGGUAAGAUAAUCCAGGAGAAUAGCAAUCAACAUGGCUUCCUGAAAACAACAUCAUCAUUGUCUAAAUCGAUCAAAGCUGGUCCAUUGUCAUUAGCACGUGUUUUACCGCCAAAAUUGAACAAAUUAUAUCCGAUAACAACAACCACCACAACGCCAGCAGCAACAACAAGACAGUUGACAACUUCAUCCCCUACAUCAAAAUCAUCUGGAACACUACAGCUGACAUCAACAACUACAGAGGCUUUAACAAAACACAAUCUAGCCUAA
This is a messenger RNA of Trichobilharzia szidati, 597 nucleotides long. Lineage: Eukaryota; Metazoa; Platyhelminthes; Trematoda; Strigeidida; Schistosomatidae. The record is from the annotation of a GenBank genome assembly.